Molecule: messenger RNA, 2755 nt
Organism: Archocentrus centrarchus (flier cichlid)
Lineage: Eukaryota; Metazoa; Chordata; Actinopteri; Cichliformes; Cichlidae
Gene: phkg2
Product: phosphorylase kinase, gamma 2 (testis)
Exons: 10
Coding region: 229-1398 (389 amino acids)
Biological process (GO): glycogen metabolic process; protein phosphorylation
Cellular component (GO): phosphorylase kinase complex
Molecular function (GO): phosphorylase kinase activity; calmodulin binding; ATP binding
Source: RefSeq, a predicted model, not a curated record
GAGUAAACAUGUAAUAACUUCCAGGAUUGUGACCAGAAUGUAAACAGUGCUGAGGUGCUAGCUAACUGCUGUUAACGUUAACGGUAGCUAAUUUCGUUAAUGUAGCUGCUGAAUCGCACACGUUAUGGCUUCACUAUCGGUUCCUCGGGCUGAGAGGGCCUCCUAACCCCCCGUUUCCCUUUAUCUAUCGUGCCGUUUGAUUGCAUACAUGAUCUAUAAGCUGUAAAAAUGACCAAAGACAUCGUUGUUGGGGACGAAUUACCAGACUGGGUGGGGGCCAAGGAGUUUUAUCAGAAGUAUGACCCUAAAGAGGUGAUUGGCAGGGGUGUGAGCAGUGUGGUGCGCAGGUGUGUGCACAGACACACCGGUCAGGAGCUGGCAGUGAAGAUUAUUGAGAUCACAGCUGAGAAGAUGACAAUCCAGCAGCUGGAGGAGGUGAAAAUCUCCACGCUGAAAGAGAUCCAAGUGCUCAACAUGGUGAAGGGACACCCUUCCAUCAUCACCCUCAUUGAUUCCUAUGAGUCUGCUACAUUCAUAUUUUUGGUGUUUGACCUCAUGAGACGUGGAGAACUGUUUGACUACCUCACAGAAAAAGUAACUUUAAGUGAGAAGGAAACCAGGAGCAUAAUGCGCGCUCUGCUGGAGGCUGUCCAAUACCUUCAUUCCCUCAACAUCGUACACCGGGACCUGAAACCUGAGAACAUUCUCCUGGAUGAUCAGGGGCAUAUCAAACUGUCUGACUUUGGUUUCUCUGUGCAGCUACAACCUGGGGAGAAGCUUAGAGAGCUUUGUGGGACACCUGGUUAUUUGGCACCUGAAAUACUGAAAUGUUCCAUGGAUGAGAUGCAUCCAGGCUAUGGCAAGGAGGUCGAUCUCUGGGCCUGUGGAGUCAUCCUCUUCACCUUACUGGCCGGCUCGCCUCCGUUCUGGCAUCGUAAACAGAUGCUGAUGCUGAGGAUGAUCAUGGAAGGCCGCUAUCAGUUCAGCUCUCCAGAGUGGGACGACCGCUCCGACACUGUGAAGGAUCUGAUAUCCAGGCUGUUAGUGGUGGACCCAGCUAACCGUCUCACUGCUGAGCAAGCCUUAGCGCAUUGCUUCUUCAGACAGUACCAGAGGGAUGUGCGGCUCUUUAGCCCCAGAAAGACGUUUAGGGUACUGAUAGUGAGCGUGCUCGCCUGCAUCAGGAUGUACAGCCAUUACCGCAGGGUGCGGCCGCUAACCCGGGAGGUGCUGGCGAGAGAUCCUUACUCCAUCCGCGGCAUCCGCAAGCUCAUCGACGGCUGCGCCUUCCGGAUCUACGGCCACUGGGUGAAGAAAGGGGAACAGCAGAACCGAGCGGCCCUCUUUCAGAACACUGCUAAGAUCAUGCUGCUGGAACUGGAGGAGUUUGAAACAUAAAAGGUCAACCUCAUUGCUAAAAGUGGCUUUUAUGUAUCUGUUUGCAUGUGCCGUCAUUGCAGUGUCUGUUCCAUCGAGUUACUGUUUGAAUUUCGAGGUCAGUAAUCGGAGGAUGGGGAUUUUUGCGUGCCUUAACGUGCAUCGUGGCUCUGAAAGUUCUAGAUAAGCAUGCAUCACUUAAUCAUCCUCAUCUGAUGUUGUCUGAAACUCCAUGUCAGGUCAUCUGGUUUGCGGUGCAAUUUGCCACUGAGGACACAUUGCACAAUCAUUUUAAAACUCAUCGUAAUAUAUAUAUUUAGGAUUUUAUGUGUUAAUCGUCCGUUAUAACUGAGUAGACCAGUGGUGUCAAACUCAUUUUAAUUCACGGGUCACAUAAUCAUAAUAAAAACCUAUUUAAAAAAAUCUUAAAAUGUUUCCUUCUCUUUUAGCGGCAAAUACAAUUUAUAUAUUUAAUUAAUCAUACAUUUACUAAGAUGAUGAUGGUGAAAAUAAACUUCCCUCUUAACAACUUACAAAAUACUAAUAGUCAAGAAACUGCACCCUUCUCGUCUGCACGUGUGGCCCAUGGACUGUGUGUUUGACACCCCUGACGUAGAGGAUGCAUUUCUAAGCACUGUGUAGGUUAAGUGGAAGUUAAAGCACUGAGAUUCGUUAUUUAAAGGGGACCUAAUAUGCUCAUAUUGACUCCACUUGAGUAGCUUUGCAGUCCAUAAAACCCUUAUCUGUGUUUCAGUGCAGACCUUCAGUUUGUGCUCCGAAACAGGCCACGCUACCACUAAACCAACUUUCUUCUGAUUGGCUGCCCCACCACAAACAAAAGGUUUGAACAGAAAGUAUUUAGGGCUUCAUAUUCAUAUACACAAAACUAACAGUGGGGGAAAAACUGCCUGACCCCUGACCUCAUUAUUUGAAAUUUUAAUAUGAGCACGUCAUUAUAAAAAUGACAGAAACUAAGGAAAAGCACAUUAGGUCUCCUUUAUUAGAUACAUACAGGUACAUAGAUGUGCUGCAUUAAAGCUCAGAUUUACAUAUAUACCAGUAUUACAAGUCAGCACUGGGCACAUGUGUGAAAUAUUCAUGUUAAAUGUUCGGAGUGUUUUUGUAGCUGUCAUGCAUGCAAACAUUCCUCAAAAAUCCACUCAGACUAACUCUGAACAUCGUUUGUGACUGUAUUUCUUCCUAAAAACUAACAAGCACCAUUCCUAACUCAGUCUGUUCUUCAGUGUAAACAGAAGCACUUUUUUCCUGGAAGUGCCUGUUUGAAAAAUGUGUACUGAUAUAAAUGCAGGUAUAAAGUAUGUUGUACUGUACACGCAGAAAGAGGGUUUUAUUGACAAUAAAACAUGUUUUAAUCGUG